This is a messenger RNA of Aspergillus calidoustus, 1362 nucleotides long. Lineage: Eukaryota; Fungi; Ascomycota; Eurotiomycetes; Eurotiales; Aspergillaceae. The record is from the annotation of a GenBank genome assembly.
AUGCAUCUCAGCGCCUACUUUGGUCUUCUUUCUUUUGCUGUGGCGGCCGUUGCCAGCCCGGCUGGCCCCCACAAGCCCAACUCCAUUGCGAACCUCAAGUCGCACAUCAAGAACGUCGUUAUCUUGGUCAUGGAGAACCGCUCGUUCGACAACAUCCUCGGUGGGCAAAAGACGCACGGCUUGGAUAAUCCUAUACAUAACGGCCCGUUCUGCAAUCCGUUCAACUUGACCGAUCCGUCGCAGGGCGAGGCGUGCACCGGGCCGCGCUCAUUCGACUCGGUCAUCAAUGAUCCGGACCAUGCCAUCUAUGGAAACAACAUCCAGUUCUACGGUGACUACACCCCGGAUAAUGAGGCGAUUGCCUCGGGCAAGCUGAAGGCGCACAACAAGGGCUUUGCGCACGAGCAGAUGCGUCUUUAUGCGGAUGAGGCCAACAAGACCGACCUCGUCAAGCAGGUCAUGCACUACUAUACCGAGGAGCAGGUGCCUGUUCUGACCUCGCUCGUCAAGAACUAUCUGACCUUCAACUACUGGCACUCGGAUAUCCCAGGAAACACAAACCCCAACCGCGCAGCCCUAACCUCGGGCACCUCGCACGGUCACGGCCUCAACGAUGCUGGCUUCGAUAAUCACGAGCUCCCCGUCAGAUCCAUCUUUCAACAACUCACGGAAACCAACCACACGUGGGUGAAUUACGUCGACCCCGACGGUGGCACCGGCCCUGACGCCGGCUUCUACUCCUGGACCUACGAAACAGGCAACGAGGACAAGAUCGUCCCUCUCGCAAACUUCUACACAGACGCCGCGGCCGGCGCCCUCCCCGAGCUCACCUACAUCAACCCCUCGUGCUGCGGUGUUGGCACGACAUCCAUGCACCCCAGCGGUCUGAUCUCUGACGGCGAAACCUUCAUCAAGUCCGUCUACGACGCCCUCCGCUCCGGGCCCCAGUGGGAUAACACCCUCUUCAUCCUGACCUUCGACGAGAGCGGUGGCUUCCACGACCACGUUCCCGCGCCGCUUGCGCCUCGUCCAGACAACCUCACCUUCACACUCAAGACUCCCAACGGGGAGAACUACACCUUCCCCUUCGACCGUCUUGGCGGACGCAUUCCAACUCUGCUCAUCUCCCCUUGGGUUAAUAAGAAUGCCGUCGAGCAAAAGGGAAGGAAUGCCGAGGGAAAGAACGUCUCGUAUUCUGCUACAUCCAUUCUGAGGACGCUCGGAUAUCUCUGGGACUUUGAGCCUUUCACGCCGCGUGUUGAGGCUGCGGCGUCGUUUGAGCAUUUGAUUACGAGCAAGGCGAGGAAGGAUACGCUUGAGAACUUGCCCGAACCUGAGCCGUUUAAGAAGGCGAAGGUUUAG